Molecule: messenger RNA, 1195 nt
Organism: Nicrophorus vespilloides
Lineage: Eukaryota; Metazoa; Arthropoda; Insecta; Coleoptera; Silphidae
Product: annexin B9
Exons: 5
Coding region: 156-1127 (323 amino acids)
Cellular component (GO): cytoplasm
Molecular function (GO): calcium-dependent phospholipid binding; calcium ion binding
Source: RefSeq, a predicted model, not a curated record
CACUACUUUUUUUCUUGACGACCUAGUCAAGAGAUAUAUUUGAAAGUUAAACGAGCGAAUUGAACGAACCAAGCUCAGUAUCAGUCCGUGUUUCGUUUCAAUAACACUAAGGAUCUGUUUUUUCCUGUUUUCUAGUCGUCUGGAACCCCGACACAAUGAGUAACCAACAGUAUUUCCCAUUCAAGUGUACACCAACUGUAUUCCCGGCGGAUCCUUUCGAUCCUGUCGCCGAUGCCGCCACCCUCCGCAAAGCCAUGAAGGGCUUCGGUACCGAUGAAAAGGCAAUCAUCGACGUCUUGGCUCGCCGCGGAAUCGUGCAGCGUCUUGAGAUCGCCGAGACCUUCAAGACUUCCUACGGCAAGGAUCUGAUCUCUGAGUUGAAGAGCGAACUCGGAGGCAAAUUCGAGGAUGUCAUCGUCGCUUUGAUGACCCCUCUUCCUCAAUUCUACGCCAAGGAAUUGCACGACGCCGUUGCUGGAUUGGGUACCGACGAGGAGGCCAUCAUCGAGAUCCUCUGCACUCUCUCCAACUACGGCAUCAACACCAUUGCCCAAUUCUACGAGCAAACUUACGGAAAAUCUUUGGAAAGCGAUUUGAAAGGAGACACUUCCGGUCAUUUCAAGCGUCUUUGCGUUUCGCUCUGCCAAGGCAACAGGGAUGAGAAUCAAGGUGUCAACGAAGCCCAAGCCACCGCCGAUGCGGAAGAACUGAUCGCCGCUGGAGAAGAUAAAUGGGGUACCGAUGAAAGCGCCUUCAACGCCAUUCUGAUCUCACGGUCCUACCAACAGUUGAGACAGACCUUCGCCGAGUACGAGCGUCUUACCGACAAGGACAUCGAGGAAUCCAUCAAGAAAGAGUUCUCAGGAUCCGUCGAGAAGGGACUCUUGGGAAUCGUGAAAUGCGUGAAGAGCAAAGUAGGUUACUUCGCUGAGAGAUUGCACGACGCCAUGGCUGGGUUGGGCACCAAGGAUAAAACUUUAAUUAGGAUCGUCGUUUCCCGUUCUGAAAUCGAUUUGGCUGACAUCAAACAGGCGUUCCUCGACAAGUACGGAAAAACUUUGGAGAGCUGGAUCCAAGGGGACACAUCGGGAGACUACAAGCGAGUGUUGUUGGCCCUAGUUGACUAAAAACAAUCACUUCUCUCAUUUGUACCUGUUCAAUAUAAAAAAAGAAAUAAAUCUAUAUAUGAAUCUUA